UCCCGCUCCUCUACCAAUUUAUAAACCACUUUCUUCUCAAACCCUAAGAUAUUCCAUCUCUUCAAAUAUUUUACACUAUCAUUUCAGUCGCUCACUUCUAGAAGAUCAAUCAUACUCUCUGCACAGAAACAAUGGAGUUUUGGGGUACUGAGGUCAAAAGUGGGGAGCCUCUAGUGAUUGAAAUUGGUGGUGACUUCAUCUUGCAUCUUUCACAGGCUUGUCUAGGCGAGGUGAAGAAGGAUAAAGGAAAUGAAUCUGUUUUCCUUUAUGCGAAGAUUAAUGAUAAGAAACAUGUUCUUGGAAUGCUUUCUCCUGAAAAGUUUCCUCAGAUAUCUUUUGACUUGGUGUUUGAUAAAGAUGUUGAGCUAUCCCAUAAUUGGAAAAAUGGAAGUGUAUACUUCAGUGGUUAUAAGAUUGCUCAAGCUGAAAGUGACGAUGAUUCUGAGCCCUUGUUUGAAAUUGAAGAGGAUCUUCCAGUUGCUACCAAUAAUGGGAAGCCUGAGUCUGAGUCUAAGAAAACAAAGCCUCUCAUGGAAAAGACUAAACCUAAUUCCAAUGAGCCUAAGCAAAAGGUGAAAAUCAUAGAGCCGCACAAAGAUGACAAACCUAAUGAAGAGACAGAUGAGAGUAGUGAUGAUUCUUCUGAUGAUGAUGAAUCCAGUGAUGAUCAGGGCAUGACAGCCAAAGGUGAGGAUGAAGAGGAUGACGAAAGUGAUGAUGAGGACGAUGAAAGUGAUGAUGAGGAUGAGGAAGAACCAACAAGAUUGAAGGCUGAACAAGGGAAGAAGAGGUCUGCAGAACCUGCUAAAAAAAUCCCCAUUCCUGAUAAGAAGGCCAAAUUGGUUACUCCACAAAAGACUGAUGGGAAGAAAGUGGUUGGUCACGUGGCAACUCCUCACCCUUCAAAACAAAUUGUAAAGACUCCUGCUAACAAGGACCAGAAAAAGGAGCAGACUCUGAAAUCUUUUGCGUGUGCAUCUUGCAAUAGGUCAUUUGGCUCUGAAGUUGCUUUACAAUCUCAUACGAAGGCCAAGCACAGUGCUGCACAGUGAGGGACGGAGGUGUAUUGAUUUGAUGUUUUUGUGUUUGUCACAUAAGAGACUGUUAGAUCUAGUAAAUUUCGAAGGAAAGAUUAGUAUAGUAUAUUUUUAGUUAAGCUUUGUUAGGUAUCUUUUGUGGAUCGCAACUGUAUGGUCAACACAUGUUGGAUGAUGACAUGAAUUGGUGUCAAUGUAUUGUUGUGUUGCAUUUGUUGGCUAUAGCUGAAAUCUGAAAUCAAGUGCCCUGUUGUCUUGUUUCA
Messenger RNA from Hevea brasiliensis (rubber tree), 1300 nucleotides. RefSeq names its product histone deacetylase HDT1. Lineage: Eukaryota; Viridiplantae; Streptophyta; Magnoliopsida; Malpighiales; Euphorbiaceae. Bases 132 to 1052 code for a protein of 306 amino acids. The transcript is spliced from 10 exons. The record is from RefSeq and is a predicted model, not a curated record.